GAGAAACAUGAACCAGAAGUUGCUGAAGUUGGAGAACUUGCUACGAUUUCACACUGUUUGUAGACAGCUGCACAGCCUAGGUCAAAGAAGAACGUUAGCACAAUGGAGGCGUGUGUUUUCAUCUGCUUACCCAGUGCGACCAGCUCCGCAGCACACCGGGUCCUGGCAAACAGACUCGCUCUUUGGGGCUGCUUUAUCUCAAUAUAGGCUUCUAGUAACAAAGAAGGAAGUAAGGCCACGGAAGUCUCAGGUAUCUUCAACAAAAUCUAAAAAGGAGGUGGAGGUAUGGAUUGGAAUGACUGUUGAGGAGCUGGCCAGAGCAAUGGAAAAGGACAUAGAUUUUAUUUAUGAAGCUUUAUUGAACACUACUAUGGACAUAGAUUCACUAGAAGCAGACUCACAUUUAGAUGAAGUCUGGAUCAAAGAAGUGAUAAAGAAGGCAGGAAUGAAGUUAAAAUGGAGCAAAUUAAAACAGGACAAAGUCAGAGAAAAUAAAGAUGCCGUGAGAAGGCCCCAGGCAGAUCCAGCUUUAUUAACCCCAAGGUCCCCAGUGGUAACUAUAAUGGGCCAUGUCGAUCAUGGGAAAACGACGUUACUUGACAAACUGCGAAAAACUCAAGUGGCAGCAAUGGAAGCUGGAGGCAUCACUCAGCACAUUGGUGCCUUUCUUGUCUCUCUGCCUUCCGGGGAGAAGAUAACCUUUCUCGAUACUCCAGGACAUGCUGCGUUCUCAGCGAUGAGAGCCAGGGGUGCUCAGGUCACCGACAUUAUCAUACUGGUUGUAGCUGCAGAUGAUGGAGUGAUGAAACAAACGGUAGAAUCCAUUCAGCAUGCCAAAGAUGCUCAAGUGCCUAUUGUCCUCGCCAUAAACAAAUGUGACAAAGCCGAGGCUGACCCUGAAAAAGUGAAGAAAGAACUGCUAGCUUAUGACGUGGUGUGUGAAGAUUACGGAGGCGAUGUACAGGCAGUGCAUGUCUCUGCACUUACGGGGGAUAACCUGAUGGCUUUGGCAGAGGCAACAAUUACUCUUGCAGAAAUAUUAGAAUUGAAAGCAGACCCCACAGGUCCAGUGGAAGGAACAGUUAUAGAAUCUUUCACAGACAAAGGAAGAGGUCCUGUUACUACAGCAAUAAUUCAAAGAGGAACAUUGAGAAAAGGCUCAAUUCUGGUUGCUGGGAAGAGUUGGGCGAAAGUGCGCUUAAUGUUUGAUGAAAAUGGAAAAUCAGUUAAUGAGGCCUGCCCCAGCAUGCCAGUGGGGAUCAUAGGCUGGAAAGACCUCCCUUCUGCAGGAGAUGAAAUUCUUGAAGUAGAAUCUGAGGCAAGGGCACAUGAAGUUGUUGACUGGAGGAAGUAUGAGCAGGAGCAGGAGAAAAAUAAAGAGGCUCUAAAAACAAUAGAAGAAAAGCGAAAGGAACACCAAGAGGCGCACCGGAAGGACCGUGAGAAGUAUGGCAAUUUGCACUGGAAGGAGAGAUCAUUUAUAAAGUACCAAGAAAGAAAAGAACAAAAAUUAUUAAGGCCAAAAGAGAAAGUAGAAAGAGAUUCAAAUAUGCUUCCUAUAAUUAUUAAAGGAUUGCCAGGUGUUAUAUAUGGCUUCAAUGUGAACGCAGGCAAAGUUAUCCAGGAGUCAGCUGCAAAGAAAGGAGUAAAAAUUAAACUUCACAAAGUCAUUUACCGUCUUGUUGAAGAUUUGCAGGAAGAACUGAGCAGCAGAUUGCCCUGCACUGUGGAAGAACACACAGUAGGUGAGGCUUCUAUACUAGCUACCUUUUCCAUAACAGAAGGGAAGAAAAAAGUUCCUGUGGCUGGCUGCAGAGUCCAAAAAGGACAGCUAGAAAAGCAAAAAAAAUUUAAGUUAAUCCGGAACGGAGAUAUUAUUUGGAAGGGCUCAUUAACCUCCCUGAAACACCACAAAGAUGACGUUUCAGUCAUCAAAACUGGAAUGGACUGUGGUCUCAGUUUGGAUGAAGAAAUGAUAGAAUUCAAAGUGGGAGAUAGAAUUGUUUGUUAUGAAGAAAAUGAAGUUCUAGCCAAGACCUCUUGGGAUCCAGGAUUUUAAAACUGUAUUAAAAAUAUAAAGAUUAAAUAUUUUGCUUUUUAAUAGAA
This is a messenger RNA of Myotis davidii, 2106 nucleotides long. RefSeq names its product mitochondrial translational initiation factor 2 (gene MTIF2). Gene Ontology annotation, molecular function: translation initiation factor activity; GTPase activity; GTP binding. Gene Ontology annotation, biological process: translational initiation. Lineage: Eukaryota; Metazoa; Chordata; Mammalia; Chiroptera; Vespertilionidae. Bases 8 to 2059 code for a protein of 683 amino acids. The transcript has 12 exons. The record is from RefSeq and is a predicted model, not a curated record.